GUUGCCGGGGAGAAACAGAAAUGAUGAUGAGGGUUUGGACAACAACAAGACGAAGAAGAAAGGGAAGAAAGCUGGGUAUUUCAGUGAUGAGAGUGAUCAUGAUGAUGAUGAUUGAUCAUGACUAUGUAGCAUUGACACUUCAGAUUGAAGGCACUUGUGGUAUUGAAUCAAUAUGAAACCGGUUUGUCCUUUUGUUAAAAUUCCUCGGCCGGACGAUAGUAAUGCUUCUAAAAAACCGAGUGAAAACUCAACUAAAUAUCAUGUAGAACAUGAAAGUAAGGUGAAUAAAGAGGUUAAUGACUCGGCCAGCGUUUCACCGAAGUGUCCAAUGGGAUAUGACUCUCAGACGUUUAAGCUUGGUCCUCUUAGCUGUAUGGUAUGCCAAGCGCUGCUGUUCGACACCAGUAAAUGUGUGCCUUGUUUGCAUGUUUUCUGCAAAGCAUGUAUAUCGCGCUUUGAGGACUGUCCGUUAUGUGGAGCUGAUAUUGUGAAGAUUGAGCCCGAUGACAAUCUUCAAGGUGUAGUCGAUCGCUUUAUUGAAGGUCAUGCUAGGAUCAAAAGGUCUGUUAAUUUAGACAAAGGCGAAGAAGCAACAGAAAAUAAUAAGCCGGUUAUAUACGAAGAUGUGUCUUUGGAAAGAGGUUCUUUCUUAGUACAACAGGCCAUGAGGGCAUUCCGCGCUCAGAAUUUAGAAAGUGCCAAAUCAAGACUCAGCCUAUGUGCAGAAGACAUUCGUAGUCAGAUAGAAAAAGUUGGUAACACUUCAGAGUUAUGUUCACAACUUGGAGCAGUCUUGGGUAUGCUCGGCGACUGCUGCCGAGCAAUGGGUGAUAGCAGUUCUGCAGUAACUUAUUUUGAAGAAAGUGUUGAAUUUCUGUCAAAGUUGCCAAAAGAUGAUUUGGAGAUUACACAUACACUUUCCGUUUCACUUAAUAAAAUUGGUGAUCUUAAAUAUCAUGGGGGAGACCUCCAAGCUGCGAGAUCAUACUAUUUUCAAUCCUUAAAUGUUCGCCGUGAUGUUGUCAAGAACAAUUCAAAUGUUUCAUCUCAGGUCUUAGAUGUUGCUGUUUCUCUCGCAAAAGUAGCGGAUGUUGACAAAAGUCUAGGAGAUGAAAAGUCGGCUAGUGACGGAUUUCAAGAAGCUAUAAACUUGCUGGAAUCACUUACUUUAAAAUCUGAAGCCAGUGGGCUUGAGCAAGUUGUUACUUUAUGUAUGCUAAUAAAGAAGUGCUAUAUUAUUGUAUUCCUCCUCUGUUUCCGCAUCCAUAACACAAGCACAGACGUGUGUAUACAUAUAUAAUAUAUAUAUAGGAGGAAUCAAAUUACUCAGUGAAUAA
Messenger RNA from Lathyrus oleraceus (garden pea), 1337 nucleotides. RefSeq names its product protein NCA1. NCBI's taxonomy places the organism in Eukaryota, Viridiplantae, Streptophyta, Magnoliopsida, Fabales, Fabaceae. The record is from RefSeq and is a predicted model, not a curated record. Bases 173 to 1300 code for a protein of 375 amino acids. Gene Ontology annotation, biological process: protein ubiquitination. The transcript is spliced from 7 exons. Gene Ontology annotation, molecular function: protein binding; ubiquitin protein ligase activity.